Molecule: messenger RNA, 1238 nt
Organism: Drosophila bipectinata
Lineage: Eukaryota; Metazoa; Arthropoda; Insecta; Diptera; Drosophilidae
Gene: Spn28B
Product: Serpin 28B
Molecular function (GO): serine-type endopeptidase inhibitor activity
Source: RefSeq, a predicted model, not a curated record
UUUCUCUCCAGCCAUUAAAAUGAAAUACUUGGUUUGCCUGUUUUUUCUUGCGUCAGUGUCGGCUCGUUUUACUGAUGAUGUCUACCAGAUCCUGGCCAAGGAAAAUGCGGAACAAAAUAUCAUUUCCUCACCUCUCUCCCUCGAAAUUGUUAUGGCCAUGGUGUAUAUGGGAGCAAAGGGAAAUACGGCUAAGGAAUUGCAAACUGUUUUGAAGCUGCCUGAGGAUAGAAAUCAAGUGGCCAAAAAAUACAGAGAGUUCUUCACAAAUCUCGAAGGUCGGGAGAAGGAUGCUAUUCUUGAACUGGCAAAUCGUAUUUACAUCAAUGAUCAGUUGAGAUUACUACCAGAGUAUAACAAGAUAGUGGGUGACUCCUUCAAGGCCGAGGCAGUGCCUAUUAACGUGGGUAAUCCCCAAUCAGCUGCUGCGACUAUUAACUCUUGGGUAUCCCGUCAAACUCGAAACAAAAUAACUAAAAUUGUGUCUGCUGAAUCUAUAAAUAGGGAUUUUAUGGCGAUUAUUAUAAACGCCAUUUACUUCAAAGGCGUAUGGAAGUAUAAGUUUGUUAAAGAAGAUACUAGGAAAAAAGACUUUCACACUUCAUCUAACGAAAAAAUUCCGGUUGACAUGAUGUAUUUGGAAGGCUCUUUCUUGGCCGAUCAUUUUUCUGACUUAGAUGCCAAGGUUCUGGAACUUCCAUACCGAAACUCAAAACUCUUUAUGCAAAUAUUCUUGCCAAAUCGUAUUGACGGUCUUAGUAAACUGGAAAGCCAAAUCGGAGGCUUCUCCCGACCUCUCCGUAAACAAGAUGUUUAUGUAAGAAUUCCAAAAUUUAAAAUUGAGUUUGAAAAAUCUCUCGAUGGUCUUCUUGCCAAGCUGGGAAUCAAAGCGGCAUUUAGUGGUGCUGCUAACUUUAGUGGGUUAGUUAAAGAUAAUUUACAAAUCAGUAAAGUACUACAAAAAGGGUUCGUGGAAGUAAACGAGGAAGGUGCUGAAGCUGCGGUUGUAACAGCUUUUAAUUUUAUAAAAAUAUGUUCGCAUUGUCCGGAUAAUGGACCUCAUCCAAUGAUAUUUACAGCCAAUCAUCCUUUUGCCUUUUUAAUUCGUGAUAGGGAGACAAUAUACUUCCAAGGACAUAUUGUAAGGCCAUAAAAAUGACUUCUGAUUACUUCUUUUAGAGAUAAUAUACAUAUGUGCCCAUUGUAGAAAAUGCUGUAUUUUCAAUAAAACUUUAAAAGAG